Carcharodon carcharias (great white shark) is the source of this 1807-nucleotide messenger RNA. RefSeq names its product CDGSH iron sulfur domain 1 (gene cisd1). Gene Ontology annotation, cellular component: mitochondrial outer membrane; intracellular membrane-bounded organelle. The coding region runs from base 150 to 467 and encodes 105 amino acids. Lineage: Eukaryota; Metazoa; Chordata; Chondrichthyes; Lamniformes; Lamnidae. The transcript is spliced from 3 exons. Gene Ontology annotation, molecular function: 2 iron, 2 sulfur cluster binding. Gene Ontology annotation, biological process: regulation of autophagy. The record is from RefSeq and is a predicted model, not a curated record.
GGGAGUCUGCGCAGUGCUGACUGGUUGGCUUUGCCCGGUGUACUGUGUCACGUGAGGCCGGCCGUUUGGCCGGCAAGCAGGCGCGGUUUGUCACAUUGUGACUGAGGCCGGGAGAGGAGCAAAGGGGGAAUCCGCAACCAGCCAGAGGGAUGGGGAGCAGCUCCACUGUGAAAGAAUGGGCUGCAGCAAUUUCACUGACUGUUGGAGCAGCUGCUGUUGGGUACCUAGCCUACAGAACUUUAUACUCCAGAGACAAAAGCCAUAAAUCAUUGGUUAACCUAGACAUCCAGAAAGAUACCCCUAAAGUAGUGCAUGCGUUCGAUGUUGAAGACCUGGGCGAUAAAGCUGUGUAUUGUCGAUGUUGGCGAUCUAAACGGUUCCCAAUGUGUGAUGGUUCUCAUACUAAACACAAUGAAGAAACUGGAGACAAUGUAGGGCCACUGAUAAUCAAGAAAAGAGAAGCCUGAUGCAAGGAUAUUUUAACAUAUAAAAACUAUAGAACAUGUUUUGUGUUAAUAUACAAAUAAUUCCUGCACACCAUGGCAGGUGUAAAAUUAAAUAGAUGUAAGCUGUGUGGUGCAGACCUUAAUUUUCAUCAAGGCUCACUCUGUAUGACUGAAAACACUAAUCUGGCCUUGAUAUCAUUUCAGACGUUCUUACAAAAUGACUGUGGUUGCUCGUAUUUUUGUUAUUGUGCGUGUAUAAAGUAAAAUAUUGGUGUGGUACAAUGCAGUAAGAUAUUUCUUUCUAAAUUGUAGUGGCAAAUACAUUAUUAUUUUGAUCAUUUCACAAAGUCAAACAAAUAAAGGAUUGGGAGUUGUUUGAAAUCUAUGUGUUAUAUUUUACCUAAUGCCAUGAGGGGAAAAAAGAUUUAGAUUUAUAAAGCCCCUUUUACAACCAAUGGAUGCCUCAAAGUACUUUACAGUUGAUUAACUAAUUUUGAGUACAUGCAAUUGAAUAAUAUUUGCUUUGGGCUGGAUGUAGGCUUGUUAAAAACUUGUUCUGCUUGGUUCCAAUUUGAAUGUACGGGAGCAUGGGAAAGUAGAAGGGCCCAAUGGCCUAAUCCUGCUCCUAAGCCCCAUGUAGAGGAAUGGAAAAGACUCUGCUCUCUAUCUGACUAACUCUAAAACCUAAUAACUACAAAGUGCCCACCGCCUGAAACAACAAUCCAUUUCAACUUUUCCACACUAUCUGCUUCUCUGAUCAGUCCAUUCCAUACAUUCAGCACCAAAAGUAUUUAAAUCAAGCCAUCCAUUACCACUCUUCAAGAUUUGAACCCUGUAUUCUGGUUCGUGAGACUGGCAACUUUAGAAAUGAUCUUUCAGAAUUUCAGUUGCUUAAACAAUAUUUCCCCUGUGCAUUCUCUUCAGAAUAACACUCUCUCCAAUUGCUCCUUGCCUUGACAUAGGCAGCAGUUUGUUAUUUUCUGCACUACUAUAUUUGUAUAUAAACAAUUUACACAGCAAGAACCCAUUACUUAAUCAGUGCAACUUGCAUGUUGUAGACAAAAUGUAGUUCUUGUGUUUACAUGCAUACAUGGAAUUAGGUUAAUAUAUAACUACAUUUUGAAAUGUGCAUGCUUGAUAAAUUGUGAAAGGUUUGGCUAGUAUAUUUUUAUAUUUUCAUAAUUCUGACCGCUGGAAUUGUGCAGAAAGUCUCUCACGCAGGUAAAUUCUUAGAUGAUUUGUGCUGUCUUUCUGAAGUCAAUUCUCCAUUUUAUAAUUUGGAAAUGUGUAAACUGGCACCAUGACAGAGGAAAAUUGAAAUUCUCAUUAAUUCUGCUCAUAAAGAUGACCUUUAAAUGUUA